CUGCCAGUAAAAUGAGUCUCAAUGUGCAGAGAAAGAACAGGGUUUCUGUUCGGAAACGUAAAGCAGCAUCUCCAGAACCCAGCUGUGUUUCUGUGAAGAGUGACGCAUCCAUGGACCGUCCACCUGAAUUCAGUGAUGGAGCAGUGACCUUUGACCCUGAUAGUCCUGCCAGAAAAAUGAGUCUCUGUGGGCAGAGAAAGAAGAGGGUUUCUGUUCGUAAACGUAAUGCAGCAUUUCCUGAACCCAGCUGUGUGUUUAUGAAGAGAUGCAAAUCUUUGCUUCAUAACGCUGAACCUGAAGUGACAACAGAUGUUGAGAUCAGAUCAGUGCCCCGACUGACCUGCACUGACUCAGACUGUCAGAUCCUCAUCAGGCAGAGAGUCAAAGACCAACACAAAACCAGCAUGAAGAAGAAGUAUGAAAGAUUAUUUGAGGGAAUCAAACUAGAAGAGAAUCAAACCCUCCUGAACAGGAUCUACACACAGCUCUACAUCAUAGAGGGAGAGAGUGAAGGAGUGAAUGAAGAACAUGAGGUUUUACAGAUGGAGAAAACACCCAGAACACAACACACUCCAAUCUACUGCAAUGACAUCUUUAAACCCUUAAAUGAACCAGGAUGUGAGGAGAAAGAUGAAAUCAAGACUGUUCUUACUAAAGGCAUCGCUGGAAUUGGAAAAACUGUCUCUGUGCAGAAGUUCAUUCUGUACUGGACCGAGGGAAAAGCCAAUCAGGAUGUAGAUUUCAUGUUUGUGCUUCCAUUUCGAGAGCUGAACUUGAUUAAAGAUCACCAGUACAGUCUUCACAGACUUCUGCUGGACUUUCAUCCUGAACUUCAAGAUCUGGACUCAAAGAUUUAUGAGGACUGUAAAGUUGUGUUCGUCUUUGAUGGUCUGGAUGAAAGCAGAAUUACACUGAUGUUUUCAGAUGAUGAGAAAGUUUGUGAUGUGAAUGAGUUUUCAUCAGUGGGUGUGUUGAUGUCAAACCUCAUCAGAGGAGAGCUGCUUCCCUCUGCUCUCAUCUGGAUCACCUGCAGACCAGCAGCAGCCAAUCAGAUCCCCUCAGAAUACAUCAGCCGUGUGACAGAAAUUCAGGGAUUCAAUGAGCCUCAGAAGGAGGAAUAUUUCAGAAAGAGAAUCAGUGAUGAGCAUCAAGCCAGCAGAAUCAUCCAACACAUUAAAAUAUCAAGAAGCCUCCACAUCAUGUGUCACAUCCCCGUCUUCUGCUGGAUCUCAGCCACUGUGCUUCAAAACCUCCUGAAACAAGAUGACAGUGCAGAAAUACCUCAAACUCUGACUGAAAUGUACAUCCACUUCCUGCUGACUCAGAUUAACAUGAAGAGUCAGAAGUAUGAUGAGAGAGAUCCAGAGAAACCCUUGACGUCCAGCAGAGAUGUGAUUGUGAAACUUGCUGAACUGGCUUUCAAACAGCUGAUGAAGGGCAACGUGAUGUUCUAUGAGGAGGACCUGAUUGAGAGUGGCAUAGAUGUCACUGAUGCCUCAGUGUAUUCUGGGAUUUGCACUGAGAUCUUUAAGGAGGAAUCUGUGAUUCAUCAGAGGAAAGUCUACUGCUUCAUUCAUUUGAGCUUUCAGGAGUUUCUGGCUGCUUUAUAUCUGUUUUACUCCCAUGUAGUCAAGAAUAAGGAAUCACUGAUGUUAUUUCUGAAAGGAAGAUAUGAGUGGUACAGUCUGGAAAACUCUGUGGAUGAACUACUAAUAUCAGCAGUUGAUACAUCCAUACUGAAUGAAAAUGGACAGCUGGAUCUUUUCCUGCGGUUCCUGCUGGGCUUCUCACAUGAGGCCAAUCAAAGACUCUUACAGGAUCUACUGACACACACAGUGAACAGCUCAGAGACAAUCAGAGACACCACACAGAACAUUAAAGACACAAUCAAGGGUCAGAAUACUGAUGAUAUGUUUGACAUCCAUUUGCAAAAACUUCUGGAGCCUGCACCAGAGUCUUUGGAUAUUGAUAUAAACUGUGGACAACAUGCAAACUCCACACAGAAAGACUUGCUGGGUCAAGGAAUCACACACUACAUUAAAAAUGCAAUCAAAGUCGAUGAAGGUCUCUCAGCUGGCAGAUGCAUCAAUCUGUUCCUCUGUCUGCUGGAAAUGAAGGAUCAGACUCUGUACAGAGAGAUUCAGGAGUUUGUGAAAUCAGAGAAACACUCAAAGAAUCAGCUCUCUCCAUCUCAAUGCUCAACAAUCACCUACAUGAUUCAGAUAUCAGAGGAAGUGCUGGAUGAGUUUGAUCUGAAGAGAUACAACACAUCAGAUGAGGGUAGAAGAAGACUGAUACCAGCUGUGGUGAACUGCAGAAAAGCUCUACUUGCAGACUGUAAUCUCACUGAUCAGUGCUGUGAAAUUUUGUCUUCAUCUCUACAAUCAUCAAACUCCUCACUGAGAGAGCUGGACCUGAGUAACAAUGACCUGCAGGAUUCAGGAGUGGAGCUUCUGUCUGAUGGACUGAAGAGUUCACACUGUCAACUCAACAUACUGAGAUUAAUAGACUGUAAUCUCACUGAUGAAUGCUGUGAAAGUUUGUCUUCAUAUCUACAAUCAAACUCACUGAGAGAGCUGGACCUGAGUCACAAUGACCUACAGGAUUCAGGAGUGAAGCUUCUCUCUGAUGGACUGAAGAGUUCACAGUGUCAACUCAGCAUACUGAGAUUAUCUGGUUGUAUGGUGACAGAGGAAGGCUGUUGUUUUCUGGCUUCAGCUCUGAGUUCAAACCCCUCACACCUGAGAGAGCUGGAUCUGAGUUACAAUCAUCCAGGACAAUCAUUAGUCAAGCUGCUCUCUGAUCCAAACUACAGACUGGACAAACUCAAUGUGGAUCAUAAAGGCAAGAUCAGGAUUACAACAGGACCACAGAAAUAUGCAUGUGAUCUCACACUGGAUUCAAACACAGCACACACUCGUCUUUCUCUGUCUGAGAGGAACAGAAAGGUGACACAUUUGAGAGGGAAGCAGCCGUAUCCUGAUCGUCCAGAGAGAUUUGAUGAAUACCGUCAGGUUCUGUGUGAAGAGAGUCUGUCUGGACGCUGUUACUGGGAGGCUGAAUGGAGCGGAUAUAGGGCUGAUAUAUCUGUGACGUAUAAAGGAAUCAGCAGGAAAGGAAAAAGUAAUGACUGUUUGUUUGGAUGCAAUGAAAAGUCCUGGAGUUUAACCUGGUUUAAUGACAGAUACUCUGUCAGUUACAAUAAUAAGAGCACAUUCACAUAUGCCCCUUCACGUCGCUCUAACAGAGUAGGAGUGUAUCUGGACUGGUCGGCCGGCACUCUGUCCUUCUACAGCGUCUCUGACACACACACACUCACACACUUACACACAUUCAACACCACAUUCACUGAACCCCUCUAUGCUGGAUUUAGAUUUUAUUAUUCUGGUAGUUCAGUGUCUCUGUGUGAAAAACAUCUUCCUGCGAGAAACAACUGAGAAUUGUUGGCCUUCUGGAAAGUAUGUUUAUUUACUGUACAUGUACUCAGUACUUGGU
This is a messenger RNA of Sinocyclocheilus grahami, 3495 nucleotides long. RefSeq names its product NACHT, LRR and PYD domains-containing protein 3-like. Gene Ontology annotation, molecular function: protein binding. The record is from RefSeq and is a predicted model, not a curated record. The transcript has 8 exons. NCBI's taxonomy places the organism in Eukaryota, Metazoa, Chordata, Actinopteri, Cypriniformes, Cyprinidae. The coding region runs from base 12 to 3437 and encodes 1141 amino acids.